Molecule: messenger RNA, 8117 nt
Organism: Rosa chinensis
Lineage: Eukaryota; Viridiplantae; Streptophyta; Magnoliopsida; Rosales; Rosaceae
Product: putative disease resistance protein RGA3
Exons: 23
Coding region: 720-4598 (1292 amino acids)
Biological process (GO): defense response to other organism
Molecular function (GO): ADP binding
Source: RefSeq, a predicted model, not a curated record
AUGUUUUUAUCCAUCAGAAGUGUCGUCAAGGGCACACGACCACAUUGCGAGCAGUAUAUCCCUGGCCCGACGAAUCAUCCACAAGAAGUCCUAUCUGGCUACAGCCCACCUUAGCCCAUGACGAGGUUGCCAUCUGGUUGUUGUUUAAAUUUGGUUCAAGACCCAUUUGAAGUUUUCAAAAUUGAAAUGGGUGUUCGAUCUCGGCUCUUGUAGUAAGAUUGAAACUUUUCCCAAAAUGGGUGUUGAAAUUUCACUCCCCCUAUAACAAAGCUAUACAGAUAUUUUUCCAGUUUUCACUUUGAUGGUAAUUUGAAUGUAUUGACAUGAGAAAUCAAGUUUAUGAUUGAAUGGUUCGAUCACAAUCAUCACAUGGUCCGUCUUGAUUUGAGAAAUGCAAUUUAUGAUUGUAAGCUUUUCAUUAUGUGGUCUUGUAUUUGAAGCAUGUUUUAAUCAAGGAUAUAAACAAGAGGAUGUGAAGGACUAAUAAGGCCCGCAAACAGCUGGAGAAUUUAUUCUCAUCUUCUAUUGUUGGAAAUCUAUCGGCAAUUCCAUCCGCAUUCACUAUCGAUAGUCCAACUGUCUAACAGCCUAAGAGAUUUAUAACCCCCCUCUUCUAGUUUCUUCAACUCAUUACGCAUUUUGCUCUCUUCUCACUGGAAAAAAAAAAAAAAAAAAAUUUCUGCUCUCUUUCUCAACUCGACUCUCUUGAGUAGAAAUCCAUGGCUGAAUUUCUUACUUUUGCUGCCCAGGAAAUGCUGAUCAAAGUGGCUUCACUUGCUGCUCAACAGUUCAGUCUUGUAUUGGGUUUUCAUGGUGAACUAACGAAGAUGAGUGAGUCGCUGAAAAUGCUUGAAGCUGUGCUACGAGAUGCUGAAAAUCCGCGACAAGAUCAGGGCGAGGCUGUGAAGCUCUGGUUGGAGAAGCUUGAAGACAUAGCUCAUCAUGCCGAUGACGUGCUGGAUGACUAUGGAUAUGAGCUUCUUCGACGUAAGGUGGAACUGCGAAACCAAAUGAAGAAAAAGGUGCUAAACUUUUUUUCCCUCUCCAAUCCCAUCCUUUUUCGUCUUAAAAUGGCACAUAAAAUUAAGAAGAUCAACACAUCUCUGGAUGAUCUGAGAAAAGAUGCAAGUGGUUUGGGGUUUAUUGCUAGGCGUCCCUUAGCGGCAACAAGCUUCUAUGAUGGAAGAAUCUAUAGGGAAACCUACUCUGACUUCAAAAAAGAUGAAAACAAUAUCAUUGGAAGGAAAGAUGUUGUGGAAGAUAUAGUGAAAGCCUUGACCAACUCAAACAACAAUCAGAAAAAUGAUCUUUCAGUUCUAGCCAUCGUGGGUAUGGGGGGACUUGGGAAGACCACUUUGGCUAAAUCUGUAUAUCAUGGUAAGAUUGAUCAACACUUUCAAGAAAAGAUGUGGGUGUGUGUGUCUACCCCUUUUGAAGUCGACUCGAUUUUAAGGAGGAUCUUGGAGUGUCUUAAGCCUGAACAUGCUGCAGUGCAAGCUAUAGAUGCAAUAUGUAGAAUCCUCAAAAAGGAGUUGAAAGAGAAAAGGUAUCUUCUUGUGCUUGAUGAUGUUUGGAACGAAGAUGCUCAAAAAUGGGAAGAAUUGAUCAGUUGUUUGGUAAACGUCAAUGAUACCCAAGGAAGUAGCAUCCUUGUCACUACCCGUAGCGAUAAAGUUGCAAAAAUGGUGGAGACCCUUCCUAGGUGUGAUUUAGAAAAACUAUCAGAUGAUGAAUGUUGGCUCAUAUUGAAAGACAGAGCAAUUCCAGUUGGGAGUGCUCCUAUAGUUGAAGAUCAAGAGAAAAUUGGAAGAGAGAUUGCUAAAAAGUGUGGAGGUGUACCAUUAGUAGCAAAGGUGUUGGGAAAUAUGAUGCGCUCUAAAAAGUGUGAUGAAUGGCAAUCAAUUGUGGAAAGUGGUAUAUGGAAUUUACCAGAGGAAGAAAAUAGAAUAUUGGCGAUCUUGAAAUUGAGUUUUGAUGAAUUGAAAUUUCCAUCAUUGAAACAAUGUUUUGCAUACUGCUCCAUGUUCAUCAAAGAUUUUGAAUUUGAAAAGGACGACUUGAUCCAACAUUGGAUGGCUCAAGGAUGGCUUCACCCUUCUCCUAACCAAGAUAAUCUAGAGAUGGAGGAUACAGGUAAUGAAUAUUUUAAUAUUCUAUUACAAAACUCAUUUUUUCAAGAUGUGAAAAGGGACUCCUUUGGUAAUAUAGCCUAUUGUAAGAUGCAUGAUCUUGUUCAUGAUCUUGCUGAACGUGUUUCAAAGUCGAAGUACUUGCGCUCAUUAUUUUCAAAUGGAGUAGUCCUUGACAACAACUCACCCGGAUUUAAAGCUUUACGUGUUUUAAAUUUAUACAAGGCAGACAUUCAGGAGCUGCCAGAUUCAAUUGGAAAGUUGAAACACUUGAGGUAUCUGAAUGUCAUGAAAACAAAAAUAAGAGCUUUUCCAAAAUCUUUGGGACAACUUUAUAACCUUCAGACAUUUAAAAUGCCUCAUCUCCUAGAAGAGUUCCCAAAGGAAAUUGCAAAUUUGAUCAACUUGAGACAUGUUUAUUUUGAUAAACAUGUAAAAGUUCCAGCUGGGGUGUUAGGAAGAUUGACUAAUCUCCGAUCAUUACCUUUUGUAAAGAUGGGUAAGGAGACUGGUACUCUUAUCGGGGAAUUAGGUGGCUUAAACCAUCUGAAAGGUACCGUAUCUUUUUAUAAUCUGGAACAUGUAAGAGAUAAAGAAGAAGCAGAGAAGGCAUAUUUAGUGGAGAAGAAACAUCUACGCAAGUUAUUCUUUAGAUGGACGCCUGGUAGACCAAGCAACAGUGCUGACAGUGACGAAGUUGUACUUGAAGUCCUGCGGCCACAUUCUAAUCUGGAAUUUUUGGAGAUUCAUGGCUUCAUGGGUGUGAAAUUGCCAUCAUGGAUACUAUCCACCAACUUAAAAGAGAUUGAAUUAGAGGGAUGCAACAAAUGCGAAGAAGUCCCAGCACUUGGUCAGCUGCCCAAUCUUGUACAUGUGAAGAUGAAAACCAUGGAGAAUCUGAAGUGUUUGGGAUAUGAGUUUUAUGGUUAUGAUCACGAAUCUGAUGAUACAAAGGUUUUGUUUCGUGCAUUGAAAACAUUAUAUAUUCAGGAGGUGAGAAGCCUAAUUGAAUGGAUGGAAGUGCCAACAGGAAGAGUGACGGUGUUUCCUUGCCUGAAGGAGUUGGCCCUGAAAGGUUGCGACCAACUGAGAAGUGCUCCCAGUCAUUUUCCAUGUCUGAAAAAGUUGGUGAUUAAAGGCAUGAAUAGCGGAGGCAGUCCAAUAGCAAGUAUUCUAAGCAAUAAACUGACCACUCUCACUUCUCUCAAGAUUCGCAAUGUGAGGGGACUUGCCUGUCUGCCAGGAAGGUUGUUAGAAAACAACCAGAAUCUUUCAUGUAUGCUGAUAGAUGAUUGUGAGGAGUUUACUUGUAUUGCUCCUCCCCAAUCACAAGGGUUUGAGUACUGCUGCGCGUCUCUUCAGGAACUGACAAUUAGGGGGUGUCCUAAGCUGAGGUGUUUACCUGAUUAUGGGCUCUCUCUUGAGAAGUUGGAGAUAAUAAAUUGCUCCAGUCUAGAGUCCAUCCCUAUCAUCCCUGAGCACGGUGGUCUCCCAUCUCUACGCGAAUUGCGGAUCCUAGCAUGUCCUGAGUUAUCCAGUCUACCUGAUGGGCUCCAAUACUGCACAUCUCUUCAAAUUUUGCUAAUACGGAGCUGCCCAAAGAUAACGUCCAUUCCAAUUCCAUCUGAGGGCCUCCCAUCCCUUGAUUGGCUGUCUCUUUCGGAGUGUCCUGAAUUAGCAAGCCUACCGAGUGGACUAGGCUGCUGCACCUCUCUUGUUACUUUGGUGGUAGCAACGUGCCCUAAGCUAACAUCCAUUCCAAUUUGCGGCUUCACAUCCCUCCGACUCUUGUAUGUAAGUAAUCUAGAGUCUCUUCCAGGUUUACACGGCGGCUUCACAUCCCUCCGUCGAUUGGGAAUCUAUGGAUGUCAAGGUACACAAAUUGAUCUGCAAUUUUGUGCCUCUCUUGAGGGGUUGGGCAUAUCAGACUGUCCAAAUCUAGAGACUGUUCGAAGUUUAGACAAGCUCACAUCCCUCCGUGAGUUGAGGAUUACUGAUUGUUCCCGAUUGACAUGUCUACCCAGUGGGUUAGCAAUGGCAUCCCCACACGUAUUCACCCGUCUCAAGUACUUGACACUUGGUCCGUUUUGGAAUGAGCUGGAUUAUGAUUUUCAGGUUCUACCACAACUUGAAGAAUUAAGUAUCUACGGGUGGCCGAAGCUCAAGUCUCUGCCUGAACAAACUCAACACUUGACGUCUUUGACCACAUUGUGGAUAAGUGACUUUGAGGGAUUGGAGGCUAUUCCAGAAUGGUUGGGAAACCUUGCAUCUCUUCAAUUCUUAAGAAUUAAGAAUUGCAAGAAUCUGGUGUAUCUACCUUCCGUCCAAGCUAUGCACCGCCUCACCAAAUUAGAUCGGAUACGGAUCGACAAUUGUCCCCUUUUGAGCGAAAGAUGCAGAGAGGAGAGCGGCCUUGAGUGGCAUAAGAUUUCUCAUAUUCCAGACAUCAGUGGAGCAUCUACAAUUUGAUAUCAUCUCUCUAUCAGCAUUGCAGGAUUGGGUCCUAAGCGAAAUUGGAAAAAGGUGGUUUGAUGCUCUUGUGUUGUUGUUGAAAGUCUCCAAUUGCUACAGAUAUGUGUUGACAAGGUUCAAUUCGAUCGGGUCAUAACUCACAAGUAGAAUUCACCGAUCGCUUGAAGUUCCUCAUGAUGAAAGGAAGUGGUAAAAGCAAAGCAUGUAUCGGCCAUGAUAGAUUCAGUAAUGGCAGUUUGAGGGACUGUGAUGGGCACAAAUUAUUCGGAUAUCCAAAUUUUCAAAGGACUUCAUGACUCUCCCUUACUGCCAAGCCAAGCCAAGCUGAACAACGGGCCUUUCAGGGAAAGAACCUUUCAGUUUGUGUCUCCAAACUGUUGAAUGGAGGACUCUUGAAGGUCUGCCCAAGUUUUUUGUUCCUGUCUCCAUCAAUACCCAAGACUCAAGACAGCAUUGAAUAUGUGCAUGAACUGGUCCUUAUCUCCAAACAAGAGAAGUUGCAGAUGUUUUUGCAAAUAUUAAGGGGCAUACUUUGUUGGUCGGUUUUUAGGAGCUUUUAUUCAAUAGGGAAACAACAGUUGUGUGAUAGGCCCAAACAGAGUCCAGGUGAAGAAGGUGGUUGCUUUUCUGUUGCUGUGAAGGUAAUAAAAUAAAAGGCACUCCAGUUGAUACAGGAAUAUGUGCAGUUUACCAGUACAUUCUUGAGACCAUUUUGACUUUGAAUUGGAGGUCUCGUUUUCAUCUGAAGGUGGACGUGUUGAGUUCAAACAGAAGGCUGACGUAGGUUGCUGCAUUUCAAAAUAAGAAGUGGAUAUCGGUCAUGAGAUAUUCAGUUAUGGUGGUUUCAGUUGGUUGAUGGACACGAUUUCUUUGGAUAUCCUAAUUUUCAAAGGCACACUGCAAUUUCCUAAAAUAUUAUCUACAAUAUGGGGGCAUAUCCAGGACUGAUGAUUCUUCCUUACUGCCAAGCCAAGCUGAACAUCAAGUUCCCUUUCAGCAAAAUAAGCUUUCAGGCUGUGCCUCCAAACUGUUGGAUGUGGCAUAUUCAGCUCUCAAGUUUACUACUUUUUGCUGUCCAAAUUCUUGAUGGAUGUGAUGCUUAUGCUCUUUGUGCUACCCAUCAAGAAUAAGACCUGCCUGCAGGUAUGAGUCAAGUUGGAAUUGCUCGAAGUUUUGCAGUAAUAUGUGAGCAUCUACAAUUCAGUAUCAUCUCCCUAUCAGUGUUGCAGGAUUGGGUCCUAAGGGAAAUUGGAAAAGGGUGGUUUGAUGCCCUUGUAUGUUGUUGUUAAAAGUAAUAAGAGGCACUCCAAUUGCUGCAGGAAGUGGUUAAAGCAAAGCAUAUAUCGGCCAUGAUAGAUUCAGUAAUGGGCCUAAUGCCAGUUUGGGGGAUUUUGAUUAGCGCAAUUUAUUUGGAUAUCCUGAUUUUCAUAGGACCUGAUGACUCUUCCUUAGUGCCAAGCCAAGCAGUAAAACCUUUCAGUUACAAACUAGAGGUUACCAAAGAACCAUGCAUAACACUGAAUAGGGAGCCUCCAAACUGUUGAAUGGAGAACUUUUAAUGGCUUGCAGCUUGAAGGUCUGCCCAAAUUUUUUGUUUCUGUCUUUGUUAAGACUCAAGACUCAAGACAGCUUCAAAUAUGUACACAAACUGGCCCUUGUUAUUUUUCAGCAAGACUAUGAGACUAUAUUUUCACCAUUUUGGUACUGCAGACUUAUAAUGUGGAGCAUCUGACCAGUUUGUUGUACUAUAGAGCAACUUUUAUCAUUCUACAAGUGUUUUUUCUUGGAGAUUUCUCUAGCCCGUUGGAUUUUCCUAGUUUGUAGGAAGAUGACAUUUUGGAAAAGAAUCAAUGGAGUUAGCUUUUGGAGAGAUAUUGGAAGCAUGUGGUUGAAAACAGACUUAGAAGUUAACUGAGAGAGGUGGUUACCUGGACCGUUGAAGCUAUGUGACACACCGGGAAUAAGAGGUGCUUACGGGUGUACGUCAAUAAGGAUAUAGGCAUUGAAAAAGGGAACAUCUACAAUCAUUUUGUAAGUGAUGCAAUUGGAGGAGCAACUGUUAUGAAAUCAGAGUUAGCAUUGCAUGAUUGGUUCUUAGAGAAAGUGAAAAAGGUUGUUUCUUGCUCUUGUGUUGUUCUAAGAGUGUCACAAGGCACUGUCAUUGCUAGAGGAUGUGAAUAACAAAGAGUCAAAGAUUUUCAUUGGCAAGAAUAUUUUGGACAGGAGAUGCUCAUUCUUGGGAAAAUCUAGGAGUUGAUAACUCUUAUACGGGUUCAGGAAAAGAAGCUUUCAGUUUGUGACUGCAAAGUGUCAUCCAAAGUGGUGGUGUAAGAUUAUUUGGGCCAUCUUUUCUUUUCUCAGAAGAUCAUUGCUAGCUCGAAGGUGCUGCAUUGGAAAUUUUUAAUGGCAUGCAGAACAAAGCUAGUCUAUGGCAUUGUACACCAUUUCUCCUUUUGCUUGCAGAGUUGAGUAUUUGGCUCUACAAUCAAGUUUUGGCCAUCAAAUCUAAGAUCUUUUAUAAUAUGGAAUGGAACGAAAACGAGCUACAACAUCUGAGGGUAUAGGCUAGUAUUGAAAUGAAGUAUCGCGUAUGUGUUGCAAGCUAAUUGCUUGUAGUUUUUUGUUGAAGUAAGUUCUGCAGGGGCAUAAUUUGUAGGUCGGUUUUUAGGAGCUUUUAUUCAAUAGGAGAAACAAUGGUUGUGCAAUGGGAGCAAACAGAGUCCAGGUGCACAUGUUGGCUUCAAAUGGAAGGUUCAUGUGGUUUGGUGCAUCUUAGUACAAGUAGAUUAUGAUUGAACUUCAUCUUUUGACCUUCUCGACGUUUCCAAUACGAUAUUUAAAUGGUUCUGUGCUGAAAAUUAUAUCAAGGAUUGAUAGAACAGUGGAAUGUAUACAAGUUGGUGGAGUAUCUGUUAUUAAAUUAGCUAAUUAAGUAAUUGAAGUGGAUAUCGUUCAUGAAAUAUUCAGUUAUGGUGGUUUGAGAGAUUUGAUGGGCACAAUAUCUUUGGAUAUCCUAAUCAUCAAAGGCACUGUGCAAUUUGUUAGAUAUUAUCUGCUGUUGGGAAAAUUCAGGACUUGAUGAUUCUUCCUUAUGGCUAAGCCAAGCCUUAGCCGAACAUCAAGUUCCCUUUAAGCAAAAGGAGCUUUCAUUCUGAGCCUCCGAACUGUUGGAUGUGCGAUAUUCAGCUCAGCUCGCAAGUUUACUACUUUUUGCUGUUCAAAUUCUUGAUGGAUGUGAUGGUUAUGCUGUUGAUGAAUUCUUAUCUGAAGAGAGAAAACUGGAGUUUGAGAGGCGAUAAAAGAGCAAUGGAGUAAUUAAUAACAAAGCAGUAUAUAUACAGAACUCAGAAUAUAUGCAGAAGGCUUGAGUUCAUUCCUGCUGAUUUCUGUAGUCAUGUGCAGCUUCUAUUCUUGCAGUGAGUUGUCCAUUUGUGAGUUGUACCAGUACACAUAGAAGUGUCAUUUUUCUUCUUGAAUUUAGCUUGGUAUCAAACAUGAAAAAAGCAGUAUAUAUUU